UUACCAGCUGCAACCCAUCUCAAGUUUUCACAUUCUUCACUGAAACCUUUUCAACUCCUUAAACUACAAGCCACUUGAUUUUCUUCUGAGAUUCCUUGAUAAAAUUUACUAUGGCUAUUCGUUUUCCUGCAGUUCUUGCUAAGCAAAGCUUCCGCUGGUCAUCUCAUGCUGCAAACAAAUCUUCGUCGAGGUGUUUAGAUGUACCCAAAGGGUUCGUAGCAGUUUACGUUGGCGAGACUGAGAAGAAGCAUUUUGUGGUUCCAGUCUCCUACUUGAAUGAGCCUUCAUUUCAGGAUUUGCUAAGUAAAGCUGAAGAGGAGUUUGGGUUUCAUCAUCCGAUGGGUGGUUUGACAAUUCCAUGCCGAGAAGAAACUUUUAGACUCGUCACCUCAAGCUUGAAUAGAUCAUGAGAUUAGCCACUUAAGGCCAUUCACUGAAGAGUGCAAAAUUUUGUUUGAGAAAUUUCAACUCAAUGUAAAUACUUUCUUCUCUUCCUUUUUGAGCUGAAAAGCUUUAUGGGAAGAAUUAAAAGGAUGUCCCAUAUGAGAAAAAAAAUUAAUGGAGUUAUUUUUUUUUUAUUGCAA
This is a messenger RNA of Manihot esculenta (cassava), 584 nucleotides long. RefSeq names its product auxin-induced protein 15A-like. The transcript has a single exon. Bases 111 to 410 code for a protein of 99 amino acids. The record is from RefSeq and is a predicted model, not a curated record. Gene Ontology annotation, biological process: response to auxin. NCBI's taxonomy places the organism in Eukaryota, Viridiplantae, Streptophyta, Magnoliopsida, Malpighiales, Euphorbiaceae.